CCCGCGACCCCGCGCCGCCGGCCCAGAGCAGCGACCCGCACGGCCGGAAGCCCCGGCCGGCGCCGCAUACUCCGCACCCGCCUGCAGCCAGAAAAACCAGCUUUCUUCUGUGGAGGGUACACAGCCAUAUUCUUGAUUUCCUGGAUCUGGUAACAUGGCAAAAGCUGCCGGUCUAAUUGAAGCCAAUGGAGAACUCAAGGUCUUCACAGACCAGAACCUGAAUCCCGGGAAAGGUGUGGUGUCCCUGGUGGCCAUCCACCCAUCCACAGUGAACGUGCUCGGGAAGCAACUCCUGCCCAAAACCUAUGGACAGUCCAAUGUCAACAUCACACAACAAGUGGUGAUUGGCACGCCCCAGUGGCCAGCAGCAGCCAGCACGAUCGUGGUUGGGAGCCCACAUACCCAGAGCACACACUUUGUGUCCCAGAGCCAGCCCUCCGAGUCCUCACCGUGGUCUGCUGGAAAGCGGAACAGGAAGGACGAGAAGCGCGGCAAGGGCCUGCGGCACAUCUCCAUGAAGGUGUGCGAGAAGGUGCAGCGCAAAGGCACCACCUCCUAUAACGAGGUGGCUGACGAGCUGGUGGCAGAGUUCAGUGUUGCCGACAACCACCUCCUGCCCGAGUCUGCUUACGAUCAGAACAUACGGCGGCGAGUGUACGAUGCCUUAAAUGUGCUGAUGGCCAUGAACAUCAUCUCCAAGGAGAAGAAAGAGAUCAAGUGGAUUGGCCUGCCCACGAACUCAGCUCAGGAAUGCCAGAGCCUCGAGGUGGAGGAGAGGCAGCGGCGGCUGGAGCGGAUCAAGCAGAAGCAGGCCCAACUCCAGGAGCUCAUCCUGCAGCAAAUCGCCUUCAAGAACUUGGUGCAGAGGAACCGGCAGGUGGAACAGCAGGCCCGUCGGCCACCACCACCCAACUCGGUGAUCCACUUGCCCUUCAUCAUUGUCAACACCAGCAGGAAGACUGUCAUUGACUGCAGCAUCUCCGAUGACAAAUUCGAGUACCUGUUCAACUUCGACAACACUUUUGCGAUCCACGAUGACAUUGAGGUGCUGAAGCAGAUGGGCAUGGCCUGUGGCUUAGAGUCUGGCAGCUGCUCUGCCGAGGACCUCAAGGUGGCACAGAGCCUGGUGCCCAAAGCUCUGGAGCCCUAUGUGACAGAAAUGGCUCAGGGGUCCAUUGGCAGCGUGUUCCUCACAACUGCAGGCUCUGCAUCCAACAGCACAAGGUUAUCUGCCAGCGACCAGAGCAACGGCGUGGAGGGGACUCUGGCCACCAGUUCCAACGGCUCCCAGUACAGCGGCUCGCAGGUGGAGACGCCCGUGUUCUGUGUGGGCGAGGAUGAGGAUGAGGAGGACGACUUCAGCGAGAACGAGGAGGACGACUGACACCCCGUCCAGCAUCGGGGAUGAGCGUUUAGCAAAGAGAAACUG
This is a messenger RNA of Octodon degus (degu), 1429 nucleotides long. RefSeq names its product transcription factor Dp-1-like. Lineage: Eukaryota; Metazoa; Chordata; Mammalia; Rodentia; Octodontidae. Gene Ontology annotation, biological process: regulation of cell cycle; regulation of transcription by RNA polymerase II. The transcript is spliced from 2 exons. Gene Ontology annotation, molecular function: RNA polymerase II transcription regulatory region sequence-specific DNA binding; DNA-binding transcription factor activity, RNA polymerase II-specific. Gene Ontology annotation, cellular component: transcription regulator complex; nucleus. The record is from RefSeq and is a predicted model, not a curated record. Bases 155 to 1384 code for a protein of 409 amino acids.